Stegastes partitus (bicolor damselfish) is the source of this 2458-nucleotide messenger RNA. RefSeq names its product FAM20B glycosaminoglycan xylosylkinase (gene fam20b). NCBI's taxonomy places the organism in Eukaryota, Metazoa, Chordata, Actinopteri, Pomacentridae. The transcript has 9 exons. The coding region runs from base 376 to 1605 and encodes 409 amino acids. Gene Ontology annotation, biological process: proteoglycan biosynthetic process. Gene Ontology annotation, cellular component: Golgi apparatus. Gene Ontology annotation, molecular function: phosphotransferase activity, alcohol group as acceptor. The record is from RefSeq and is a predicted model, not a curated record.
GAAUCGAAGAAAAAGGGCGGAGGAAAGGGAGCCACCGAGGGGAUUGAGAAAAAAAAAAAAAAAAAAGACAAACCACCGUGACUUUUAGCACCGAGCCGAAUUAACACGUUCAACUUUCGCCACACUGCGGGACUUCAGGGACACUUGGGAGCCGCUUUACAUCCAGUGAGCGGACGGAAGUUCCCUGCUCUCUUCCUGCCUGUUUUGCCCAGAUUGUAGCUCCAGGGAAAAGGCACCAAAGCCCUCCGUCCUUCAGAAGUCUUGACAGUGGUGGGGAGUUGCAGGGGCCAUGCAUCGGGGGUGAGGAGGGGGACUCGCUUCGGGGGACAAACACAGCGUCGGGCGACGAGGAGGUCGGGGCCGGUCAGCGUGGAGAUGAAGCUCAAACAGCGCAUGGUGGUGCUGUGUGCCGUGCUCCUCCUGCUGGGCCUGGCCAAGAUCUUCCUGCUGGAUGGAGGUGAAGGAUCUGCAGCCACCCGAAGGGACCUCAGAGCAUUUCGCAAGAUGGAAGCCGGUCUUUCUCUGUCUCGAGGAGCUCGCCUCACCCACACCCUGCAGUCUCCGUGGGAGAUAGCGAGCCAGUGGGUGGGUCCCAGAGAGGUGUACCCUGAGGAGACCCCUGAGCUGGCCGCCGUGCUCACGGCCCUGAGCACUGCCAGGAUAGAACGGGCCGACGUGGGCUACAAGGGCACGCAGCUCAAAGCCCUGCUGGUGUUGGACGGAGGACAAAAAGUUGUCUUCAAACCCAAGAGAUACAACAGAGACUACGUGGUUGAAGGAGAGCCAUACGCAGGCUAUGACCGACACAACGCUGAGGUGGCUGCUUUUCACCUGGACAGGAUCCUCGGGUUCAGGAGAGCACCUCUGGUUGUGGGUCGAAAUGUCAACCUGCGAACAGAGAUCAAGCCCGUGGCCACAGACCAGCUGCUGAGCACUUUCCUCAUGCAGGGUAAUAAUACAUGUUUCUAUGGAAAGUGUUACUACUGCCGGGAGAGCGAGCCAGCAUGUGCAGAGGGGGAGAUCAUGGAGGGCUCUCUCACCCUUUGGCUGCCGGACGUCUGGCCGUUGCAGAAACACAGACACCCAUGGGGACGAACAUACAGAGAAGGCAAGCUGGCCAGGUGGGAGUAUGACGAAAGCUACUGUGAUGCGGUGAAGAAAAUGCCCCCAUACGACGCAGGACCGAGGCUGCUGGACGUCAUCGACACAGCCAUAUUUGAUUAUCUCAUCGGCAACGCUGACCGACAUCACUACGAGAGUUUCCAGGAUGACGGAGGAGCCAGCAUGCUCAUCCUGCUCGACAACGCAAAGAGCUUUGGGAACCCAGCGUUGGAUGAGCGAAGUAUCCUCGCGCCACUAUAUCAGUGCUGCAUGGUUCGUGUGUCCACUUGGAACAGAUUAAACCUACUGAGAGGCGGAGCUCUGAGUGCAGCCAUGCGGCAGGCUCUGGCGUUCGAUCCUAUCGACCCGGUGCUGGCUGAGCCACACCUCGCAGCCCUGGACAGGCGUCAGUCUGGAGUCAUAGCGACUGUAAAGCAGUGCAUGGAGGCGCAGGGCCCUGACAACACUCUAAUAGAAGACCGAAUGAACCUCCCACAUCCCUAGGAAGAAGGAAGGAGACAGAGCGACAAAAGAGCCGGGACUUUCCUCAGCAAGCCUGGAGAGGAGACGGCGAGGGACCAAACAGAUCAGGUUUUAAAGGAAAUGCAGAGUGAGUGAAAGAGGCAACAGGGUGGAACAAAGGCUUACAUUUCUUCUUGUCAAGACUGGAGUGGUUCUCUGAAAGAAAAUGACAGGAUUUUGAAGAGUUGGAACUGUGUCACCUUCAACUUUAUAAACUUUCUCUCAGGACUGUUGUGCACUAAAGGACAGUUUCUGCUGUAAGAACCCCUCCAUCUACUACUACUGGUUUCAAUGACAUCCUGCCUUCCGCCAAAUCCUCCCUCCGGCUUUUCCGUCGGAGUUAGGACGAAGCUCGGAGAGACAGAAACGGUCUCAAGAAAGGAGGGAGGGUUACAAUGAGCCACCUAUUUCCUUGUGAAAGACACUGCACAGCCAUAUUUCAGGCUGUUUGGAGCUUACAGUCCAAGAAACUAAAAUUACUGUUGAAUUAACAGGAAAUUACAUUUAUUUUGGACCUGAGAACAUUUUUUUCCCCCUCUUGAAUUGAAAUUUACCUUUGGAAGGAAAAGAGAAUUGACUCUGCUGCAUCAGUGUGUAAAUAUUUAACUACGUAGUGACAUAGAAAUGUGAGGCGAAAGAAUAUAAAUUUGCGGAUUAUAAUAUUAAAUAAACCUAAAGCUGUGUGUGAGUGUAUGUGUGUGAGUGUGUGUGUGUGGACGAGUGCCAUAUUGUGCCGUAAUUACGAAAGCUACUGACAUGACAGACUUGAAGCGAGGGGGGAAACAGAGGUCGGGAGUGUGGGUUUAUCUUCAGCAUUAAACUAUGAUCUAUUUAA